AUGGCAGUCAUAUUCGCUAGGAAUUUCUGCAGUCUUUUGAACUACGGUUACGGAGGUGAUACAACUGAUCGAUCAUUAAUAAUGUUGCAGAACUUUUCGCGGACUCGGUAUGUGCGGACGACACGAAACGAAAGUACAAUUGCAAAUACUGCAACAAGGGUUUCACUUUUUCUGGUCACUUGAGGAGUCAUCAGAAGAAUUUCUGCUAUUGGAAUCCUAGAUCAACGUGCCAUCAGUUGCAAAAGAGCCGGCCAUUUUCCUGCGGCCAGUGCGGUGCCUGUUACUCGAAACAGUCGCAUCUGAUUUUCCACGUUAGGCACGACUGUGGUAGGACGCAAAAAUGUCCGAUCUGCGGGAAAACCUUUCUUCAUAGUAGCAGCUUGCGAAAACAUCGUCAACGGCCGCCUUGCAAUUUUCAAAUCCAAGCUUUAGCCAUUUUAUUGUUGCAACGGGAGAGCGGUACUUAUUUAAUCGGUUAUGUUACAGGAGUAUCGAGGAAGCAAAUCGUUUUGAAUUAUUUAAUGCAACAGAAGAAGGCACGUACCCGUGGAUGUAUGAGGAACAAUCGUAAUGAUAGCAGUAGCGAAGAUGAAAGCAGCCCUGGAAUAAGUAGGAAAAACCGACAGCCGCGUAAUGCUAAACAAAACACUAACUAUGAAAGGAACAAUCACCAGAGCAAAUGCAACGAGAAUUACUCGAAGGGUAAAAAGACUUAUUUGAAGUUUGAGGAGAAUACCUAUGAAAAAGAUGAGACGGCGAUAGUCUCGUUGAACGAGAGGGACAGAAAUCAGCAGCAACGUAAUGACGGCGAUCACAACAGUUUUGAUAGGGGAAACAACGGGAAAUGCAGAGGGAAUACUCACCGACAGACACUCACGCAGGAUAAUUCAAAAUUUAGCGAAUCUUCUACGAGCGCCGAAUGGGUGGAAGCUUUAGAUUCUAAUCUGUUAGCGAGUCAAUUCUGUUGUAUUUAUUGCAAAAUGACGUUCUCACGGCAGAUUCACUUGUCAAGACACCUGAAAAACAAUUGUCUUAAGAAUCCGGAUGCGAAAUGUAACUCAGAUUUGAUAAGCAAUCCGUAUGUUUGUAGAACCUGUGGUCUUCGUUUUAAAAUGCAAAAGUUUUUGAAUUAUCAUUUACGGCACGCCUGUGGACGAACAGUUGUCUGUGACAUUUGUCACACGGAACUGAAAGGUUUGACUGUGUCGGGGAAGCACAAAAAAAUUUGCAUGCAGAAACAUAGGAAGCAAAAUCUUCGGAACAAGGCCGAAAAUAAGCACCAACAAUCAACUUUCACGCAUUCAAAUCCAAUGUACGGGCAGUUACACUCGUCGUUUGUCCGAGCUGAAAUGGUAGCAGGGGGAUCGAUGCGGACGGAAAGUUAUCAGCCUAGAAGAGAUUUUGGCAACGAUUUGAAGGAUGAAUCGUUUCUCUACAUGGAAACUGGUUGCCAUCUAGAGUCGUCGUCUAUGCCUUCCAUUUCCAGGACUCACUGGCCGGACAGUGUCUCCGUUCAAAAUUCCGUGCCAAGGAAGAAGUUCUACUGUCCACGAUGUAACAGUGGAUAUACUAGACUUUCGGACAUGAAAACACACUGUCAUUUCCAAUGUGGUAAGGAGCCGCGAUAUCAGUGUCCAUAUUGCACGAAGAAGGCGAAAUUCUCAUCGAAUAUGUAUGUUCACGUGCGGCGAAUGCAUAAAGACGAAAAGCUACAGAUCAUCGACUUGUAUAAACAAUUGUCCAGGGUUUCAAACAAUUUGCCACGUCAAGAAUGUUAUUGACCGCAGGACAGCGUGGCAGACUUUACAGAAGUUUCAUACCGAACAGUACGAGGUAUCCUUGCAGCAAUUGUACAAGCGUGUUCGGGCAGAAACGAAGUCUCCUUACGCACUUGAGAUACGAGUGUGGCCAACCACCGCGAUUCAAAUGUCCAUAUUGUGAUUUAAUCUCGAAGAAGACGUCGAACAUACAGAAGCACAUACGUCGGAAGCACGAAGGGAACGCGGUCUAUGUUCAGGAUAUUUGUCGGCUGCCAAACUUGAUGACUAAUUUAAUUUAAAUCGACUAUCGACCGGCGCAUCGAGCUUUCUCUUACCAGGGAAGCCAUCUUUAAUAUUGCUCUUCUCAGCUACUCUUUGUUUCACGAAUAUUCUUCUUUAGUCACAUUGCGAAUAGAACAACACGUUAUGCCGACAGCUUUCCCUGAAAGUAAGAUUUCUUCAUCGUUCGCCAUUCUAUUCGGAAUUUGCGGCCGAAUUUACGAUUCGGUGCGGAAAAUAAGAAAUGUGCGGAAAAUGAAAAAGUUUCUCAUGCAAAAUGGUCUUUUCUUCUUGGAUUUUCGUUUUUGCUUCUCUUUUCUUUUCUCUCUUUCUCUCCUGUAUUUUUUCCCCCUCUUCUCGAUAUGUUCUCGCAUGAGAACAGGGAGAAAGAGGGAAGAGAGAGAGAGAGA
Molecule: messenger RNA, 2449 nt
Organism: Heterotrigona itama
Lineage: Eukaryota; Metazoa; Arthropoda; Insecta; Hymenoptera; Apidae
Source: the annotation of a GenBank genome assembly